Molecule: messenger RNA, 2109 nt
Organism: Tetrapisispora phaffii CBS 4417
Lineage: Eukaryota; Fungi; Ascomycota; Saccharomycetes; Saccharomycetales; Saccharomycetaceae
Gene: UME6
Product: DNA-binding transcriptional regulator UME6
Exons: 1
Coding region: 1-2109 (702 amino acids)
Biological process (GO): regulation of DNA-templated transcription
Molecular function (GO): zinc ion binding; DNA-binding transcription factor activity, RNA polymerase II-specific
Source: RefSeq, a predicted model, not a curated record
AUGGCUCAUAAUUCUUUGCAUAAAAUACCAACACUAAAUAUAGUUGAGACUAAUAAGAUGUAUAGUAAUAGUAGUGAUGUGAAUACUGAUUAUAAAUACAAUAAACCUAAAGAAAAAAUAAUUGAAUCUACACGAACUUCAUAUGAUGAUAAUCCGUUUUUAUCAAUAAAGAAUCCUACCUCGGCGCCAAAUAAUACACCAGUCGAGAGUCCUGGAUCUUCACCUGAAUUUCAAAACAAUAAAUUAACUAAUAAACAGAUGGAACCUAAUUAUACAACAAAUAAUUUACAAAAUUCUUUUGAAGAUAAUCGUAUUACUACUGAGAAUAAAGAUUAUACCUCUUCCUCCACUAUUUUAAAUUAUAACGACGGCGGCUGCGUGCCGCCCAAAGAAAAUAAGUUAAGCGGUAAAAACAAGGAUUUUGAAAAAUCAGCAACGGUUCCCAAACCAUCAUCACAUUCUACGAAAGACGACAUUCUAAAAGGAAAACCUAAAAUGGAAGAAAAGCGCGAAGAAGCAGAAGAGGCGGAAGAAACCAAACAAGAAGAAGAACAUGACAGUAAUUCAAAUGUCUUAAACAAUGAAGCAAAGAAUAAAAAUUCUGAUAUUACAUCAAGUCAAGGGUUUGCUCCGGAAAAGUUUAUGAUUGAUAACACAAGAUCAAUGUCUGAGAUAAAGUCAAGCGAUAAUCACGAGAAAAAAAUUAAUAUAGGGCCAUGGCCAGGUACCGAGAACAAUGACGAGAUGUAUUCAGUGCUAAACACAAAGGGAUUUCGUGAAGAUACUAGUAGUAGAGAAAGUGAUAAAGUCGUUAUCCCAUCGUCAAAAUCAAAUAAUAUUGGAUUUCAAGAAUCUGGAAAUAUUCUUUCUUCACAACCUACUGUCUCUGCAUUAUCUUUCAGCUCUAGUAGUAAUUUAAGGAGUAGCAGACAAGACUAUAAUCAAAUAGGAAUGCAUGUUCUCCCAAUCACAACAGAGCGUUUACCUGGUCAACAUAAAAUCAAUGAGGUACAAAAUCAUAAAAUUGAAUUGCCGCAUAUUAACACUAUAAAAGAAUCUAUUACUGAAGUAGCAGCUUUAGACACAGAACCACGCAAAGUACGAAAUUCUGUAGGUACAGUACUGGAAAUAAAACUAGAUAAAACUCUUAGCAAUGAUAACGAAUCUUUGUUUCCACCACCACCACCCAAAUUCAUUAAUUCAAAGUUAGAUGAAGUACGAUUCAGAUUACUUAAUAAUUCCAGGCCAGUGACUGCUUCUUCAAUACCGCCAACCGCAAAAGUUGAUGAAGAUAUGGGUUCUGCUGCUGCUGUAUUAUCAAAUAUGAGAUCAUCGCCUUUCAAGUUUAGUACCGGUAAUAACCAAAACGUGUCAAAUAACCGCAAUUCAGAAAAUUUGAAAUCAGAUCAAACGGAGGAGACACAUUCUGUGAAGAAUAGACCUUCUUCAUCCUCAAAUUUAUUCUUAGGGAAAAAUCUCCAACGCCCAGUCAUAAAAAUACAUAAUAGGCAAAAAAUAUUUGACGAUGCUGAUAACAGUGUCGAAACAAGAAGUAGUGAACACCCAAUUUCAAGAAAAAGAUCAUAUUCAGCUGAUCUAGAGAUACCACUUAAUAGAGGAGUAACAUGGAAUAAGAGUGGGAAAAGGGUUACAAGCAAGGAAGUUACACUCGACACAUCAUCAAAAAGAAAGCAAAAAAUAAAAAAUGAAACUAACAAAAAAUCAGCACCGCAAUCAAGAAAAGUACGGAGCCCAUCAUUGGAUGAAACAUCGACUUCUUCAGAUGAUGUUCUGUCAGUCAAAUCAAAACAUGAGGGUUCAUAUUCAAAUGCGGAAAGUAAGAAAGCAUUGUCGGGUACUAGAUCUAGGAAUGGUUGUUGGAUAUGUAGAUUAAGAAAGAAAAAAUGUUCAGAAGAAAAACCUAGUUGUUCUAAUUGUCACAGGUUGAAUCUAGAAUGCCAUUACCACAUUCAGAAGCCGGAUUUUGUAUCUGAUCCAGUAAAAAAGCAACAAAAAUUAGAAGAGAUAAAGAAGAAGACUAAAGAAGCUAAAAGAAAUGCGAUGAGAAAAAACCAACUUCUGAAAGGGCAUAGAAUACCAUCACCGUGA